This is a messenger RNA of Paramuricea clavata, 7301 nucleotides long. The record is from the annotation of a GenBank genome assembly. Lineage: Eukaryota; Metazoa; Cnidaria; Anthozoa; Malacalcyonacea; Plexauridae.
AUGGACGAAAGACAUUGGUGGUUUGCGACAAAAUUGCAAGAAACCUUUCACAUUGGAGCACAAGACAGCCCCACCAUGCUGGAAGACUUUAUGGCCGAGCAGGCAACUUUGGACUACAUAAACGACUUUCUAGCCAUUGGAGGACACACGAAGUUGUUCUUUUAUUGCCCGAAACCUAGCCAAGAAACUCUCGUAGCUAGAAAAAUGUCUGUGACUAACACAACUGCAAAACUUCGCGAAGUUUUAAACGAGGAGUCGAUUUGCUUGUACUUUUUACGCUCCGAGGCAGACCAUGUUAUCGAGUCAAGUCGUGUAGAAAAAGAAGUUUUUUGUGGCGAAAUAAAGGAAGGUCCUUUGCUAACGCUGAAUUUAUUAGUUAGCGAUAUUUUUGCCCCAAUUUUGCGCGCUCAAAAAAAUUGGAAUUGCAGUGAUGAAAACGUCGCACAGUUUUUGACACAAUUUGAAAAGCUUGCAUCAACUUUGAACGAAUAUGCCACAGCAUCUGUAGCACCUCAGCCGAUACUCAAACGAGCCGAAAUGCAAGUCAGUAACGAUUUCAAGCAGAACCGAGCCGCAGCAAUUAACCCUAUGGUACUAUCAGAGUACGAGACAUUGGUUACAGACUGGAUGCAUACCAUUGAAGGAAUACUGUGUGAUGGUCUGGACGACAGGUACAGUAUUAAGCCCGUUCUCCACUAGGCGAAUUUUUUCACGCGAAGCCAAGCGAAAAAAAAUCUUGGUAAUGUGAUUGGUUCAUCGAAAAAAUUCGCUGCAAAAAGGUUGGAUCAGUUCCUACUUUUUUACUGUUCGCGUGCACAAAUUCGCCUAGUGGAGAACUGGCUUAAUACACCCUUCCGGAAAGUACGUCACUUUGGCUAUAGAGCCUCGUUUCCGUGUAUCUGACAUCAGUUAAAGGCUGCGUCUCAAUCACGAAAACAAGGCUCUAUAGCCAAAGUGACGUACUUUCUGGAGGCGUGUAUUAGGUGAAGUCAGACCUCUAUAAUACGAGACACAGCAACAUGUCUGUAUUAGAGAGGUCAGUCCAUUUUAAAGAAUUUUUGAAACGAUAUAUGAGAAUAGUAAGGUUAUAGAAAUGCAUCUAUUUAACAAAUAGAUAAGAUUUUGCCGUUGUCUGUUCAUUUAUAGGUACACAUACAGUAUGGCAUCACAAUAUGGGAAGAACAGAAAAGUGGCUCACAAGCUGCCAAUGCGAGUGGGUCACUUUUUUGUUCUUUCGACAUUAUGAUGUCGUACUGUGUAUCUAUGACUCAACAGACAACGGCAAAAUCUUAACUAUUUGUUUUAUAUAAUAAAAAGAUAAACUGCAAAUUAAACCGGUAAAUAGUUCUGUGCGUCUGUCCUCUAAUAGAUCAUGGCUCUCAACCAAUGAAAACUCUUGAAUUCUUGACGUUAUUAUAUAAUAGAUAUUAAAUGUAAAUAUUAAAUAACAAGGCAACUCCCUUAACCCAUUAAGUUGUGUUGACCAUAACAUGCCCUACUUUUCAAAGACAUUACAGUCGAACCUCUAUUAAGCGGCCACCCUCGGGGAUCGGCUUUGUGGCCGCUUAAUAGAGGUGGCCAUUAAAUAGAGGUACGCAAAUAAUAGACCCUGGGCGUAGUCAAAUCUUUUGAAGUGUAAACUAGCUUUUGAGGUGUAAAGUGACAUGUGCAUUAUUUUACAAAUAAAGCAAAUUAGCUCGACUUUUAUUUUCGGCUCUCUUGACAAGGUGUUGCGCCAAGUAAAUCCUGCAGGCUGGCCGCUUAAUAGAGGUAAAAAUUGACAUAAAACAUCAUUUGGGACCGCUCUUUGGGUGGCCGCGGCCGCUUAAUAGAGGUGGCUGUUUAAUAGAGGGAUAGUUUAUAGUAUUUGUAUUACAAAAAUUUCGGGACUUCGAUAUGUGGCCAUUUAAUAGAGGGUGGCCGCUUAAUGGAGGGCCGCUUAGUAGAGGUUGAUCGACUGUAAUAACAUAUAUACAGCAUGUAGAUUCUUUUACAACAUAUAGUAUAUAAUCAGCAUCAUAUUUGGUGUUGUUAUCAAUCACUGUGUGGCAAUUGGAUUUUCUCUGUGGGUAGCCUGACACACAGGCUACUCUGUGGGGGGAGUGGAUCUGUUCUGGAAUGACCCAUUACAAUAUGAUGAUUGAUAACUACUACAGACUGUAGUUUUCUGCACAAACUCAUGCAAUGAAACUCGCAUAUUUCCACUGACAAUGUUUUUACAGAGCACUAGAUGGGAUGCGUGGUCCUCUCACAGAAUCUCACUUGUGGCAUCGACGUCAGAAACAUUUGAUUGGUAUCACAGAGCAGUUGAAAACCAAGGAGUGUAAGGGAGUUAUAGCUAUCCUCAUCACGGGCAAGUCUAAGAUUCUCAAGAGAUGGAAAGUUAUUGACACGAGGUAAGAUUAAGCCACUAUUUGUGGACCUGUUGAUGCAAAUAAAUUUAAUUCUUAAACUGGCUGUUGACUGUUAUAACUCACGUUAACUUUAGUCUAUAAAAAUUUAAGUGGUCUUUUAUUAUAUUAAUUAUGAUUCCAGAUAUAGACAAAGUUUUGAUCUAGACAAGAUCAAGCACGAAAUUACCAUUACCAUUGCUGGAAAGAGCAUCUUUAAAAUGAUUAAAAGUGCAAAGUUUGGUUGCAAAUUCUUGUAAAAUGAGGAAAUGUAGCCCUGUGAAGUUUGCAAAUUUUGUAUAUAUUUGUAUUACGUGCGAGAAAAAUAACUAUUUUUGAGCCGAAAGUGGUUAUUUUUACUGUGCGUAAUACAAAUUAAUAUACAAAAUUUGUGAACUUCACAGGGCUAUAUUUUCUUCACUUUACAACAUUUAGCAACCAAUCUUUGCAGUUUUACUCGUUCUAAGAUUGCUCUUUUUGUCUGUGGUGUUGGAUUUCGUUCUUCUUGCUUUGAUCAAAAUUUAGUAAUAAUGUAGCUGGAAUCACCCAUUGUGGGAUCAAUAUCUCUACUUUUAUGGCUUUGCAAGCAUUUUUGCAACGUUCGCAGACAGAGUAAAAUAAUAUGGAAUAUGAUGCAAAUCAAUUUUUUAACAGCAUUACAGAUGCAUUUAAUGAGACGAAAGACAAGGUGAAAUACCUGGAUUCGCUCAAGAGAUACUUUGAACAGUUAUACCUUCCUAAUAUAACUGUAUCAACUCUGUCAAAUUCUGUAUUACCUGGACUCAUGGCUACAGUGCGCCAGAUGGAUGCUAUUUCAAGAUAUUAUGCCAGAACUGGGUACCUUGGAGUGCUUUUUACCAAGGUUUGUAGUAAGUAGCAAGUGAGAAAUAGAGAUGUAUAUACCUUUUUUCCUUGCUGUUCAGUGCUGAUUGCCAGGGCAGGAAAAAAGAAUUUUCUUCCUGGGAGCACAAGCUGGAGACAAAAAUUACCUGCAGACCAACGGAGUAUUUUUGUGCUAAAUCUGCAUGUGCAUAAACAUAUAGUGUUCUAGCUCACGACUAGCUGACCAUGGUUUUAAGUUCAAGGAAUAAUGUCUGUCAACCAUAUGUUGUUGCGCCCAUAGUGGGACAUGGGUGUUAAGGUUUCCUUCAAAUUUUCAAUGGCAAAUCUUCAUUCCUGCAGCUGUUUAACAUUUCCUGCGAUCAGUGCUCGCGUUCUCGCCUAUUUUUCCACCCGAACGAAAAAUAUAACGCGACGAACUGGGUACGAAAAAUUGCUCCAGACGCAAACUUCAGAUAAAAAGAUUAGGGUCGGUGAUUUCAGUGAUCAAAAGCUAGGUAGGGUCAGGAAAUCGGAAACCCAGGUAAUUUUUUUCUUUGGCCCAACCAUAACCGAUCUACUUAGUAUAGAUUACAUGAAUUUUCAAGCACGUGUGGUAUAGUCAGAUUAGUCACCCAUCCUAAUGAGUUUGGUAUGUAAAUACCAAACUGAUUCUUGGUCCCUGUUGUUGUAAACUUGGUACCUACAGGGUGCGAUUACGUACCGGAGGUACGCCAAUUGUCUGGUACGUCUUUGUUUUCAGGUCUGGUACGUCUUUUGUUUUUGUUGGUAUUACAGUCUGGUACGUCUUUGUUUUCAGCCACGUACCACGUAGGUACGCGAUACUCUUGCUAUCUGCGUACUUAACUUUUUGGCACCAUAUGACCUUUCCAAGCCCAAGGUAUUCAAUACCGUGUCUUGCCGGGCAUGAAACAUUACAGAUCAUGGACUGAUAGCACUAAGGCGUGUUGAGAUCGAUUGUAUAGUAGUUUGAAUAUACUUAAAUUCAAAAACCUGUUCUUUAUGUACUUUUCGUAUAAAGACUAAGUGCACAUUGAGUAUUGAGUUUGUUCUAUAGCGCAAGGACGCGGCGGCAACAGUCAUUGGCGUACCAGUCAGGUAUGACUAAAAAUCUUGGAUUAGGGACCGGUCAUUAUUUAUGGUGAGAGGUGGCACCGAAGAGAAAUGUUUUUCGUGGCAAACAUUUUGCUGACCCAACCAUUAAAAAGUCAAAAAUUCGAUUACCCAACCUCAAAUAACAAUUAAGAAAUAAAUACCCACCCCUGGCCAAAAACUUCACAAACGGAUACCAUUCGGUUGUCACACAUGUCCUUUACCACUUCUAUGACAUGAAUUUGAUAACGGAUUGUGUAAUUUUCUGCAGUCUAAAGUUUCAUGUUGUCUGCACAUGUACUUUCUUUGGAGACAGUACCAUUUGUUUCCCAUACAACAAAUCGGAAAAUGAUCAAGAUAGUGACACUGAUUGAUUCACAUAUUGUAUUGACAUAGAACUGUUGACAGUGCUUUUUUGGUCUCCAAUAUUUCAGUGAGCCAUGCUUUGGAAAUGACAAUACAUUUUUAUUACCCAACCCUUGAGUUGUUUUGUUUUUCAUUUACCCAACCUUUUACUCACUCAAAAUUUUGUUUACCCAACCCUUUUCUCUACGGUGCCCCCCCAUAAAUAAUGACCGCUCCUUAUUGCACCCUGGUUACUAUUUUUCCUAUUUACCUGGUUACUAUUUACCUGGUUGCUGUUUUACCUAUUGUUAUAAACAUGAUACCAUAAACUUUUGCAGAGCCCCAAGAUUAAAAAAUUCUUUGUUUCUUUAGGUGACAAACCAGUUAGUGCAUGCGUUACAGCAAUAUGUGAGCACAUCAAUUACUCAGGUUGAGGAAGACAGGUUAUGGCAAGUUGUUGAACAUGAAGUAAAACGUUUGCAUGGUGGUCAGUCUGCACUCACUUAUAUGAAGACUAAAAACAAAAAGAAACAGGUAUUCAAACAUAACAUGUUCAUGCAGUGUUGCUACUACAGUGGUAAUGCAUGUACCUUUUGCCUCAGGUUGAUCUCCAAUAUGUAGUUAUUUAGUACUCACGUUUCCUCUUGUAGGCACACUGCACCAAUAAGGAAGUGCAGCUUAGAACUGGUAGAUCUAGUAUCCAGUAUAAAUAAAGUUAGUUUAGUUUUCUUCCUGUUCUAGUAAUGCUGGGGCAAUAAGGGAUUAUCUCUUACUGAUAGUCUAUGGCACGGUUUAAGCUGGGAUUUUAGAUUUUGGGAGUGUUUCUAAAUUCCCAAGGUGUGUACUUGCCAAUUACCCAGAAUAGCCAAAAAACAUGGUUCCAAUUAUGCUCGCCAACAAUAGACUAUUCCUGUUUUAUGCUACUCAAUCAAAUACAAGCCAGUUAUUGUAGCAACUCUUGGGGCAUUUAAAGCGAUUUUAACACCAUACGGUUCCCAUUACCUAUAUCCAUCUAAACAUAAGAAAUCACGGAUCACUUAGAUUUACACACUUUCUUACGACAUAAAUAGGAGGAAAUUCCCCGCGACCUUUGGGAUACUAGUUCCAAGCUCUACCAACUGAGCUACGAGGUCAAGUCGGUUCGAGCAUUUGACUAGUAUCACAAAGGUUAAUGCGGGUUCGAUUCCCACCGUGGUCAAGCUAACUUUUCAGUUUGCCCGGUGUGGAUGCACACUUAGAGGAACAUCACAAACAUCAUAUUCACCUGAGUACAUAACACCAACACACACAAAAUGUAACACAUAUGUUCUGUACUGUAGGGUGGCGCUGAGGUGAAGCAUGGCACUCGAGAUGACCAUUUCUCAGCUCAUCUCAACUCAUGUCUCCUACUUCAGAAACAAUAUCGUGAUAUGAUCAGGACAUUGCGAGAUAAUUUUGGCGCUGCAAGCUCACACUCAACAACGGCACUUUUUUCUGGAACACCUGCUCAACCGAACUCGGUUAAACGCUCCUUUCUUCACCCGGGUAAUAUAGUUGGCUCACAGUCUAGCACCUUACGACUACCAUCGAAUAUGUCUACGCAAGGUAAUGGUAGUGUCCUAAACAUACCUAUACUUAGCAGCGUAUAGGGUAGUUGGGAACGCUAUUCAGGAGACUAAGUAGUAGUUGGGAAGGUAUUCAGGAGACUAGGUAAUGUUAGAUGAACAUUGAGUUUGUUCUUCGACAGGAGCAGAUCUAGCCUCAUCUGUAAGGAGGGGUGCAGGUUUUCCAUGGGGUGGUGCAUGAGGGAGCCUUACUGCCCACUCUCCUCUGCAGUCUGCAACGCUACUAUCCCAACAUAACUAUUAUUUGAGAUGGCCGAAUCUGUAUGUUCGCCGUUCUGAUACGUUUUACAUUAUCUUUUGUUUAUAAAGUUUAUAUUGGCUUUUUAUCACGAAUGCGUUACUGGACAGUUGUUGUAGCACAGUACAAUAAAUUUCCUUGUUAAAGUACAGUAUAUUUGAAAAUAUGGCUGUAUAACAACCUCGACAUGUUUACAUGUUUAAUCAUGAUGUUUAACUAAAGCAAUUAAAUCGUUUCAAGAAAUCGACAAACGCUAACAGUAGACGUUCCGCUAAUCCCUAUUCGAAAAGCAGAAAAUGUAUGGUCAAGCUUAUUUUUUUUAGUGGUGCUGGACUUCUUUAUAAAGGAGGUGCUAGACACCACUGGGUGGGGUGCGUACUCCCCACCCCCUGCACCCCACGGUAGAUCCGCCCCUGGGUGAAAGAUGCUCGCUUUAACGAUUGCGCCAAUGAUGACUGAUACAUGUGUCAUGAUGUAUUCAUGUUAUCUUAGGUAACGUAAGACAUCGAGACUCUGACAGUACAAGUUUCCAAGGCGUUGCAGGGGUUUCCCUUGCAGAUGAAGACACAGUGUUUACCUCGAUGGAAUUCUUUUGUACUCGAGUACGAAACAUGCUCGACAUCAUCAACACGCUGGCUCAGUUUGCAAAGCUUUGUGAAGCGGUUAAAGAUCUACCUCGUUUACCAAGAGAAGCACUGGCUCCAGAGGAGGAGAUCACGGGGGAAGAUGAGGGUGAUGAGGACCAAGGGAGGGAUAUAUCACGUACUAUUUCUGAUACAAGUUUCGAAGAAG